AUGAGCAAUAUGUUACACACGGUUGAGAUCGACCGAGUUGGAAGAAGACUUCUCACCAUCACCGACCAAGAUGUUGAACAUCGCGUUCCUCUAGACUCUCGUAUUUUAAAGAUCGAUGGCCCCCAGGGAAUAUCGGAGUACAACGUCAAUGAUCUCCCAUUAAAGAUUGACAUUGGGUCUCUCCGUGGACCCCUGAGGAUUGAGGACCAGAACGACCAACUCAUUUACGAAUGCAAAUAUGGGAAGAGCAGAAGCAUUGGAUUGGGUACGACACGAAGCACAUCCUCACAAACGGACCCUUCCCCGCAUGAUAGCUCGACCAAUUUCGAGCUGGGAAAAAGGGGAGUUCAACAACAUGGUUCUGCGCAUAGCGACGGCGUCAGGAACAAAGUACAUAGUGAUAAUCAAGUGAGCACGUUGGAAGCAAGCACCAGCACAACGCUGCUUCCAUCUCCAUGCCAUAUUCCCGAGAUUGAUCCCGAGAUCAUGUCAUCUCCGACCAUAUUCAAUCAGCCAAAUCAGAAGAGGAAGUUUGGGGAGAGUAAUGUUGUGCCCACGCCACCAUCAAAAUGGGUGAAGCUUCUCGUCCAACAACGUCCAGACCAAGAGCAACAAGAUGACAAAACGGAAGUAGGCUCGACCACUACAACAAUCAAUAGUGCACCAACCGAGACCGGAAGAUUGAAUGCUGAGGAUUGGGAAUUUCAUCGUCGAUUAAUUGCCACCAUGGUGGAGAUGGACCAUCUCGAGGCCUUUGCAAAACCAUGUGACUACGAAGAGCUCAGCAGAAUUUACGAUAAGGUAUAUCGGAUGUAUCCCAAAGUGGUUGAGAAUCCAAUGGAUCUUGGUACGAUACUGGCAAAAAUUGACUGUGGAGAGUACGCAAAAGUUGGGGACAUAAAUGAGGAUAUUGGUCUAAUUGCAGACAACGCGGCUACUUGGUACUGGCAUUGUAAUCGUCUGAGAGGCACGAGACGCGAUAUCGAUGUCCGAAAUGCUGCGCAAAGUAUGCGCGAAUGCUACAACGAUGCUAUCGAACAACACUACGAUGACGAGGACGAAGAUGAAAACUCUGAAACAUCCUUGGGUAGCACGAGCCAAUCUCUCAAGCGUAGGAGUAUUCCUAUCUUUCCUGGUGCUUUGGAUGAUGGUACACCUUCAGUGAACAGCUAUGCGGAAUGGGACACCGAGACGGAAGACGACACAUCAAGUUCAUUGGACGAUUCCACUGAUGAGACGGAUGAAGACAACGAUGGAAGAUAUCCUCACGACUCAACCUAUAGGAAGUCCAGUGAGGACAGCUGA
Messenger RNA from Bacidia gigantensis, 1305 nucleotides. RefSeq lists its product as uncharacterized. The transcript has a single exon. The record is from RefSeq and is a predicted model, not a curated record. Bases 1 to 1305 code for a protein of 434 amino acids. Gene Ontology annotation, molecular function: protein binding. Lineage: Eukaryota; Fungi; Ascomycota; Lecanoromycetes; Lecanorales; Ramalinaceae.